Homalodisca vitripennis (glassy-winged sharpshooter) is the source of this 1914-nucleotide messenger RNA. Its product is annotated as transforming growth factor beta regulator 1. Lineage: Eukaryota; Metazoa; Arthropoda; Insecta; Hemiptera; Cicadellidae. Bases 235 to 1239 code for a protein of 334 amino acids. The transcript has 7 exons. Gene Ontology annotation, cellular component: nucleus. Gene Ontology annotation, biological process: regulation of cell cycle. The record is from RefSeq and is a predicted model, not a curated record.
UGUUCGUUCUUCGUUCACCGUUGACAUUGUCAAUAACAAGUGUAGAGUGAGAUGGAAAUGUAAACAGGAAAAACUUUAAACGUAAACAAACAAAAGUGUACAUAAUUAUUCCAGUGUAGAUUGUGAAUCUGUGUAAAAUCUGAAGACGUUAAAUUUGUUUUAAAAUGAGAUAUUGUUGAUAUUAUAUAAACCGUGAUUCUUUAUAUUUAUUGAUUUGUGAUAACCUAGAAAGAUAUGUUUAAUAAUAGUUCAAACUAUACACGAAUAAAAAAGGAAUUUAAUGAACAUGAAAAAUACAAAAGAAAGUAUCAAAAUAUUAAACGUGAAAUCAGGAAUUAUGUGUUUGAAAAUGCUGCUAUGUGUGAUCAAGUUGCAUCAAUGCAAGAAAAAAUCUUGAUAGUAAAGGAAGAAAGAAAUUAUCUGUUGAAAAAAUUGCAGAUGCAUCUGAAUGCUUCAGAAGGUGAUCAUAAUACAGUGAAUCGUAGCAGUCCAAGUGUAGAUCCUAUAGCGGGCCUUGUUCUGAAAAAACCUCUCAGUAAGAAACGUUCUUCUGAAUCAACAGACAGUUUAAAGAGUUUAAGUAAAGGAACUAAAAAGUCGCCAGCGAUCAAGAGAAAGAAAGUGUUCCAGACAAUUCCAUUGGAUAUAACUGGCAGACCGAAGUUUCCCAUCAAGCUUGGAGACUUAACUGUACAUAGUCUCGGAGAGGUGCUGCCAGACAGACCAGAGUACCAUACGGAUGAUCUGAUCUUCCCUGUCGGCUACUGCUCCACUCGCACAUAUGGAAGUCUCAAGGAGCCUGAGAAACAGUGUGUCUACACCUGCACUGUCAUGGAUGGUGGGCAGAGGCCCAGAUUUGAGAUUGUCGCAGAUUCAGACUUAGAGGUGAUAGGCAGCUAUUCUCUAGAUGACUGUCACACCCAACUGCUGCAGAAGAUCAACCGUUGCCUUGGUGUAGAGAUUGUGAGUACCAAGGGCAAGGGAGCAGACUUCUUUGGCCUGUCUCAUCCUACUGUACACCACCUUAUACAGAGUUGUCCGGGAGUGCGCAAGUGUCAUGGAUACAUUUGGACCAAAUUUGACUUAAGCCGAGCUAAUGAAGGUUUAACAGUACCAGAGCUAGAUGCAUCCUUAAGCUAUGAGGCUCUGUUACGAAGCAUCACAUUCUCCAAGAGUCACAUUGUCAAGCAGGAGCCAGAGGACACAGUUUCCACUUUUCAAAGUUUGUUGCUCAAUUAGCUAUUAGAAGGCAUAAUAGUACCAGAGCUGAGUCUCUAGAUAGUAACAUUCAAGAUCAAUUAGCCACAUUGCUAAACAGAGAACAGAGGACACAGUUUCUACCGUCACAACAGUUGAAAAUAUACUAAUGAAAUUGUUAACCUAUGACUGACAUUCUUUCUUUUCACCUGCGUGUGAACUAUUUAGUACGUAAGAUAAAAUUUCUUAGUUUACAUCCCUCUUAAAAUAAGAUUUGCACAUAUGGUGUUGGCAUAGACCUUAUGGAAUUAAAAUAUACAUUUUCAUUUCCAAAAGUAACUCUAAAUUUCAUACUUGCCCAAAUGCUACUAUCAACAACCCUUUAUUUUUGUUGUUCGCUUUAUUAAAACAGUAUUUAUCAAUUAAAUAGAUUCUAAUGCUUUAUGCCCAGUAAAUAAUAUGUAUUUAACUCCUUAGUUCAAAAAAGGAGUUUCCCUUCACUAGAAAAAUUCCACAGUGGAUUCUUUAUUUAUAUUUUUAAUUGUUGUACCUCAUCAAGUUGUGUCUUUUUUUUCUUGCUGUAAAUUUACAUGCUUUGCUGAUUGUUGUGUAUUUUGUGACAAGAUUGUACUUCAUCAAAAUCUUUGAUCUGUGAUACUUGAUGUUCUGUGAAAUUGCGUUUUUGGUUGUAAAAUAUAAAUGAUUAUGCCAUGUGAA